CUUAUUAUUUCUAGAGGAAUAAAUAAGACAUGAGUGUGUCACUCAGCUCAUUUCCUAAUAAGUACUAGAAUAAAUCUUUCAGGAUAAAUUUGUGCGAUUAGUUUAACAAUAAGGUAUGCUGUAAUAUUUUAAGUCCUUAUUAGUAUUGAAUCAUCUCAAGUCUACUGUUCAUGGUUCUUUAUUCUCACUCAUACACCUCAAGUAGGCUCUUUGCCAUCCAUUAGUGUUUUCAAGGAUAGUCUAUAAGUUUCUUUUCUGGAGUAUCUGUGACUUCAAGGGAACAAAGUUAGAAAUACACAAAAAGAUGUGGAAACCCACACAACUUGUGAGGACAGUGUGAUACAGUGAUUUGCUGUGGGUGAAGUGCUAUGCAUUGGUUGGUACUUUGAAGAGUAGUUUUUGAGAGUGUUGUGGUUUUGACCUGUUAAGGCAGCAGUAUAGAGAGCUGCCCUGUUUUGUUGUCAAAGUGUUUGUGCUGCAGGAUGGAAAGCCAUGGGAGCAAUGGUGAUCCAUGCAGUUGCUUGCAGUGACAUUGCUGGUGUAGCAGCCACAUCACAGCCCGGUAGAAUAUGCUUUUCAUGGCAUUGCUACUGAUGAUGGCCAGGUAAGUGAAUGGAUCUUCAGAAGCAGAGUUGCUAAAACUGAGAGAAAAUGGCAUAUCGAAGAGAUGAAAUGUGGUCUGAAGGGCGAUAUGACUAUGAAAGAGUUCCAAGAGAACGUCUCCCACCCAGGAUUCAUGGUGAUAGUGAUUACCAUAGAAUAGUAAACAUUGUGCCCAAGAAGCCACCACUGCUCGAGAGGCCGGGGGACGGGAAUUACAGUCGCUAUGACGAUUAUGGUCACGCUGAGUACAGAGACUAUGACGAGGGUCGCAGCUUUGCCCAUGACCGAAGAAGUGGCCCUCCUCACCGAGGUGAUGAAUCAGGAUACAGAUGGGCAAGGGAUGAUCAUCCUACAAGACCUGAAUACAGGGACGUCAGAGAUGGCUUCCGAAGAAGAAGCUUCUAUUCUUCUCAUUAUGUGAGAGAUCGAUCCCCUCAUAAGAGGGACUCACCGUUCUUCAGGGAAUCGCCAGGGAGCCGAAGGGAUUCUCCGCACAGCAGAUCUGGCUCAAGCGUCAGCAGCAGGAGCUACUCUCCUGAAAGAAGCAAAGCCUAUCCUUUCCACCAGCAUAGCAGAAGUAUGUCAUCUUUACAUAAAAGAAAUAUUUCUUCUCAGCAAGGUAAAGAGAGGACAGUUCAAUCACUGAAAACAUCAAGAGAUGCAUCACCUUCAGGGUCCACAGCCAUACCUUCAUCAAAGGCCUUGGAGAAGAGCAACAGACUUUCAGAAAAGGAACUUGCAGAAGCGGCGAGCAAGUGGGCAGCUGAAAAGUCAGAGAAGGCCGAGGAAAGCAAUUUACCUGAAAUAACAGAGUAUGAUGCUGGAUCUUCAGCUCCAUUAUACAUCAAACAAACAGAGGAAACAGAAGCAAAUCUAACAGAUAGUACAGAAUUAUAUGAGGACAGCCAGCUUCUUGGUCGUUCAAAAGCAAUUGCAACUAAGACAAAGGAGAUUGAACAGGUCUACAGACAAGACUGUGAAACCUUUGGCAUGGUAGUGAAGAUGCUAAUUGAUAAAGAUCCAUCAUUAGAGAAGUCCAUUCAGUUUGCCCUGAGGCAGAAUUUGCAUGAAAUAGGUGAGCGAUGCAUUGAGGAACUCAAACAUUUCAUUGCUCAGUACGAUGCUGCCAACCAAGAUGUACCAGAGUCUUUCAAAGAGGGCUCAUACUAAGGACAAAAGUGUGCUUUUGAGUCCUCUGCAUUGUGUCUGCCAUACUACAGAAAUCUGCUUUUUGCGGGGAAAGAGGAGCUCUU
Molecule: messenger RNA, 1856 nt
Organism: Corvus hawaiiensis (hawaiian crow)
Lineage: Eukaryota; Metazoa; Chordata; Aves; Passeriformes; Corvidae
Gene: PPHLN1
Product: periphilin 1
Exons: 10
Coding region: 652-1773 (373 amino acids)
Biological process (GO): negative regulation of gene expression, epigenetic; protein localization to heterochromatin; negative regulation of DNA-templated transcription
Cellular component (GO): nucleoplasm
Source: RefSeq, a predicted model, not a curated record